Tribolium madens (black flour beetle) is the source of this 710-nucleotide messenger RNA. RefSeq names its product vacuolar protein-sorting-associated protein 25 (gene Vps25). The coding region runs from base 140 to 673 and encodes 177 amino acids. The transcript has a single exon. Gene Ontology annotation, molecular function: structural molecule activity; protein homodimerization activity. The record is from RefSeq and is a predicted model, not a curated record. Lineage: Eukaryota; Metazoa; Arthropoda; Insecta; Coleoptera; Tenebrionidae. Gene Ontology annotation, biological process: protein transport to vacuole involved in ubiquitin-dependent protein catabolic process via the multivesicular body sorting pathway. Gene Ontology annotation, cellular component: ESCRT II complex.
UAUCUAGGUUGUCAUUGUCAUUUAUCUGUCACUAACUUAACCUCAAAGUUUUGUGUUCAUUAUAGUACGGUUCAUAGUUUAUAGAUCGAUUUUUGGUAUUACGCGACGUCUUCUGUAAUUAUGCAAGGCUAUUAACACCAUGACCACCAGCACGAGCGAUUGGCCUUGGCAAUACCACUUUCCUCCGUUUUUCACUCUUCAGCCGCACCCCGAGACUCGAUCUAAACAAGUAGCAGCAUGGAAGAGCCUCAUUCUGGACUAUUGUCAAAAGAAUAAACUAUACAUAAUCGACGUAAGAGAAGCCCACCAACUGCCCCUUUUUCACAACACCACUAUGAACCGUAAACUGGACUCGUCAGUGAUUGUUUCAAUUUUAUCAGAAUUGGCCAAAACCGGUAAUGCUGCAUCACUAGACAAAACGAAGAAUCGCUGGGAGAUUUACUGGCACACAUUAGAAGAGUGGGCUUCAAUGAUAUACGAUCACAUUUGCGAGCUUGGGAUGCAGAAUAGUGUGUUGACUUUAUUUGAACUUUCACAAGGGGAUGACGUGCAAAGUAAGGAAUUUGCAAGCAUGCAGACCGAUGUCUUGAUUAAGGUACUGAGGGUGUUGGAGAAUGAAAGGAAGUGUGAGUUGAUCUUGUCAGAUGAGGACCAGGGAGUGAAGUUUUUUUAACAGGUUGUAAUAGAGGAAAUAAAUUAUUUUUAUUAAU